Paraphaeosphaeria sporulosa is the source of this 4344-nucleotide messenger RNA. Its product is annotated as antiviral helicase. Gene Ontology annotation, cellular component: Ski complex. Gene Ontology annotation, molecular function: RNA binding; RNA helicase activity; ATP binding. Lineage: Eukaryota; Fungi; Ascomycota; Dothideomycetes; Pleosporales; Didymosphaeriaceae. The transcript is spliced from 4 exons. Gene Ontology annotation, biological process: nuclear-transcribed mRNA catabolic process, 3'-5' exonucleolytic nonsense-mediated decay. The coding region runs from base 40 to 3897 and encodes 1285 amino acids. The record is from RefSeq and is a predicted model, not a curated record.
CUUCAAUCGAGGCCAACUAUCAACAUACGCCCUUGAGAUAUGGAGGGACUGGCUGAGCAGCUCGAACAGCUGCGUGUCAGCGCUGACAACGUGUCUGACCUAAAUUGGGUAGAUUCGCUUGCAAACGAGCAGCGUCCACCAAAGCGCCAACGCAAGAGCAAAAAUGACAUCAAGAAAGAGUUGGAAGCCGAAUUCCUGACACCUACGCGAUCGUUCAACACACGAUGGUUGAAUCGGUUGCAGCAGCGGUGGGAUGCGCCGACCAACUAUCGCGGCCUGUUCGAGGUUGCGCCCACUCAAACACGCACCAUUAUACGCUUCACACGUGAAGGACUUGAAGGCCGUGUCACGGGUUAUAAAGAAGUCACUGUGCCUGCUAAUUCUGCUACUGCAAAAAAUUCCACGUCGCUGCUGAGGAAGCCCGCAAAUAGAGCUGAGUUUGUGCGCGGCGCGGCCGGCUUUUUCCCAUUUGCACCGGGCGGUCUAGACGGCGUGGAAGCAAUUGCGGCUAUUGAAGACGAAGCUAUCUCCCGCCAGGAAGCCGCAAAUGGAAAGAAAGCGAACGCCUUAGACCGGGUUAUCAAUUUCAGCGCCGAAGGUGGGCUUUUAGAGAUCCCUCCAGGCUUCACACGGGGAUUGGAUUUUCAAAAGAAGCCUGCUUCAGAUUCUAAGACUGCCAAAGAAGUAGAGGAUACGCUGAGUGAGGAGCCAACCCAGUCGCCAGCCGACGCUGCCGACGACGAUGAAAUCGAGGACGGCCUCAAGGCGUCCAACGGCACUGCUACAGGGGAUGAUGAAGCGCAAACGCCUGGCGAGGAGGAAAUUGAUGCUCUUCUUCCCGUCGAAUUCCCGGCAUUAGCUCCACAUGGUCCUUUGGGAAUGACUUCAGCGAAGAAGGGCGGCAAAGAAUGGGCUCAUAUGGUUGAUGUCAACCGCGAAAUCACCAACUUCCACGAGCUGGUGCCUGAGAUGGCCCGUGAGUAUCCUUUCGAACUGGAUACCUUCCAAAAAGAGGCUGUCUAUCAUCUGGAGCACGGCGAUUCGGUAUUUGUUGCGGCUCAUACCUCUGCUGGAAAGACUGUGGUUGCCGAGUAUGCAAUAGCUCUGGCUGCGAAACACAUGACCAAGGCUAUCUACACAUCCCCGAUCAAAGCUCUCAGUAACCAAAAGUUUCGCGACUUCCGGCUGACAUUUGAUGAUGUUGGUAUCUUGACUGGCGAUGUGCAGAUUCGACCCGAAGCCAGCUGCUUGAUCAUGACUACCGAGAUUCUACGAAGCAUGUUGUACCGGGGCGCAGAUCUCAUCCGAGAUGUUGAAUUCGUUAUUUUCGACGAAGUGCACUACGUUAAUGACCUGGAGCGAGGUGUCGUGUGGGAGGAGGUGAUCAUAAUGUUACCGGAACACGUUACCCUCAUUCUCCUUUCCGCUACCGUUCCGAACACUCACGAGUUUGCCUCUUGGGUAGGAAGAACGAAGAAGAAGAACAUAUACGUUAUCUCCACGCCUAAGCGUCCUAUCCCUCUCGAGCACUAUCUAUGGGCUGGUAAGGGCAUCCAUAAGAUCGUAACGGCGGAUAAAAAGUUUGUGGAAAGUGGGUGGAAGGACGCAAACGAUAUUUUCUCUGGUAGAGAUAAAGUCAAAGCACCGCCCACUAACGAGGUUCAAGGUGGACGAGGAGGCGGUGGUAGAGGCGAUCGAGGCAGGGGCGGCCAAAACCAACGUGGCAGAGGCCAACAACAGGGGCAGCGUGGGGGUGGUAGAGGAGGCGGCCCACCAGCUCAGCGAAGCCGUGGCAACAUUGCUCGUACCGGAAGAGGCGGUGGUAGAACAACAGCCGCGCAAGACCGCAAUAUCUGGGUUCACUUAAUCUCGUUCUUGCGCAACAAAGACCUCCUCCCGGCCUGUAUAUUCGUGUUUUCAAAAAAGAGAUGCGAAGAGAAUGCCGAUGCUCUUUCAAACAUCGACUAUUGCACGGCCGCUGAGAAGAGUGCUAUCCACAUGACUGUUGAAAAGUCGCUCGCCCGACUUAGUCCGGAGGAUCGAGCGCUUCCUCAAAUUACACGCCUACGGGAGCUAUUGAGUCGAGGAAUUGCAGUACAUCACGGAGGCAUGCUACCUAUCGUCAAGGAAGUGGUCGAGAUAUUGUUCGCGAAGACACUCGUCAAAGUUCUCUUCGCUACGGAGACAUUCGCCAUGGGCCUCAACCUGCCUACAAGGACGGUCGUGUUCUCUGGAUUCCGCAAACACGACGGCCGACAGUUCCGAGACCUCUUGCCGGGAGAAUACACUCAGAUGGCGGGCCGCGCCGGUAGGAGAGGUCUUGACACCGUGGGUACUGUCAUAAUAUGUGCCCCAGGGGUAGACGAAGCACCACCCGUUGCACGUCUUAGGCAAAUGAUGCUAGGAGAGCCUACCAAGCUUAGGUCUCAAUUCCGCCUUACCUACAACAUGAUGCUCAAUCUUCUCCGCGUAGAAGCCCUCAAGAUCGAAGAGAUGAUCAAGCGAAGUUUCAGCGAAAAUGCCACCCAGGCCCUGUUACCGGAACAUGAGAAGAAAGUUAAGAUUUCUGAGGCCGAUCUUGAAAAGCUAAAGCGCGAGCCUUGCAAGACCUGUGAUGUCGACCUGGAGGCCUGUCACCAAGCUUGCAUGGACUAUCAGCGCCUGACGAAUGAGCUUCAUCUCUCGUUGCUGAAUUAUCCUGCCGGGAGAGCGGUGUAUGUGCAGAACCGUUUGAUCGUUUAUAAGAAGAAUGACAUUCGAACGGUUGGCAUGCUGCUCCGAGGUGUGGUGAACAGCAGAGGCGAAGAGCCUACCGUGCAGGUGCUGGAGAUCGCGGCGAACGAACAACGCAAAGCCGACGACUUACUCCCGUAUCUGGCACCACUAGCCAGAUUCUUCCGACCUCUACCAAAGGCCAAGAAGGACCUCAUAAUGAAGCGUGCCCUCAUCCCGCUAAGCGAUAUAGAAUGCUUUACAGCUACCGUCAUCGAUAUUCCAGAAGGCGUUGAGAAUCUUUUCAGGAAGAAGGAUGCUCUCAAACUUGCACAAGAUCAGUUCAUCCCUCUUUGCCAGUCCUGGAACUACCAAGAUUGGGACGAGUUCGACUACGAGAAGAUCAAGAAGCUCGAAUUCAGGGAAAUUGACAUGGCCCGGCGAAAGGCAGGCAGAGAAGCCACGGGCAAAACUUGUCUCGGAUGCCCCAACUUCCUCAAGCACUACGCGAUGGAGCACGACGAGUGGCUUAUCAAAGAAAACAUUGUGCAGCUUCGCCAGCUCAUGUCUGACCAAAACCUCCAGCUCUUGCCCGACUAUGAGCAGCGAAUUUCGGUGCUCAAGGACCUAGGCUUCAUUGACGAGGAUUCCCGGGUCGAACUCAAAGGCAAGGUAGCCUGCGAGAUCCACUCUGCCGAUGAGCUUGUCCUCACUGAGCUGAUCCUCGAGAACGUCCUCGCCGAAUAUGAGCCGGAAGAGAUCGUCGCGCUCCUCUCUGCCUUCGUCUUCCAAGAGAAAACCGACGUGGAGCCCACACUAACCGCCAGCCUGGAACGCGGCGUGGCCAAGAUCGUCGAGAUCUCGGAGAAGGUCAACCAACUGCAGACGCUGCACCAGGUCAUCCUCUCGGCAGACGACAGCAACGACUUCGUUAGCAAGCCGCGCUUCGGCAUGGUCGAGGUCGUGUACGAGUGGGCGCGCGGCAUGUCGUUCAACCGCAUUACGGACCUGACGGAUGUCAUGGAGGGCACGAUCGUGCGUGUCAUCACGCGACUGGACGAAACUUGCCGUGAAGUCAAAAACGCCGCAAGAAUCAUCGGGGAUCCCACGCUGUUCCAGAAGAUGGGAACAUGCCAGGAGUUGAUCAAACGGGAUAUCUGUAACUGCGCGAGCUUGUACCUAUAGGGUGUUUCGCAACGACAUAGCGAGCGAGCGUUUCGAGAUAUAAAUACCGCGAGCGUCAACUCGAGUUGGCGAGACGCAUGACGGAGUGUCGCUAUUAUGAGCAUAUAAGGCUGCAGGACGAGGCUGUCACGGGGAAUGUCGCAGGCAACGCAUGGUAUGGUUGCGCACCGCUGAAUGGGCAGAUGCGGCAUGGGUGUUGCACGAAUCGAAUUGGGGCCGCAGUCGGAGUCUCCCAGCUCAAGUGCGCCAGGUACCUCGAAUGUAAUCGAAAGCGUCUCAAUUGCAGGACAUGUCUAGGUCCCGAUCCCAAGCGGACACAUGACGACGACAACAUUGGGCGGCUAAGGAGGCGAUAAAGUUGCAUUUGUGGUUCAUGUUUUGCGUUCUUCCAGCUUGUUAUGCCACUGCUCAAUCAACGUUCUUCCAACUUGUGGCUAGUCGGAAAAG